AUGAGGCUAGCUUCUAGAGCGACGUGGAUACGAGAUUGCAGGUGUUCUGCUAUAAGGUCUAGCUCAUCAAAUGUGGAUGCAACUGCUAAAGGAGAUGAAAAGUUGAAGUUGGUGUAUGAAGGAGCUAUGACCAAGUCAGUUACCUACUUGAAACGUGUAUCUGCUGCAACCUUCUUUGCCACCAUCUGUGCUACUCCUCUGACUGUUUUCGUGCAAAACCAAUCACCGCUUGUCGUCGCGAUGCUGUUUUCGUCGGCAAUCUUGACUAGUGGACUGUCUACACUCGCCGUGAAUUGGGCUUGUAAUCCUUACGUUUGCAGACUAUACAAACAUGCUGCAUCAUCUAUAGACUCAUCUCCAAUAGUAACAGCUGUGACAUUGACCUUCUUUGGUCGAGAGGUCGCGACAACCUUACCAGCAUCCUCUCUUACGGGAGCGGCUAGAGCUUUCGCAACAUGGAAGCUCAAACCACUGGCACUUGACGAUGAAGCACCAUCACCUGAGCAAAUCCAAGCAGGCAAAACCGUGCUAGCUGGGUCGUCGUCUCCAAUGUAUAAUCGCAAGUACUUUUAUGUGCAUCAGGAUAAUGAAAACAGCAGUAAUGAGUUUAGAGAAAUUGUGGGACUCGUUAAUGGUGGUGGGAAACGUGCAACAUCAGCUCAGUCGUGGGAUGACGUGGUCAAAAAUUUGAAAAAGACAUAA
Messenger RNA from Synchytrium microbalum, 702 nucleotides. RefSeq lists its product as uncharacterized. Gene Ontology annotation, cellular component: mitochondrial membrane. The coding region runs from base 1 to 702 and encodes 233 amino acids. NCBI's taxonomy places the organism in Eukaryota, Fungi, Chytridiomycota, Chytridiomycetes, Synchytriales, Synchytriaceae. Gene Ontology annotation, biological process: mitochondrial proton-transporting ATP synthase complex assembly. The transcript is spliced from 3 exons. The record is from RefSeq and is a predicted model, not a curated record.